Lotus japonicus is the source of this 4403-nucleotide messenger RNA. RefSeq names its product nuclear pore complex protein NUP1. The transcript has 9 exons. The record is from RefSeq and is a predicted model, not a curated record. Gene Ontology annotation, cellular component: nuclear envelope. Gene Ontology annotation, biological process: nuclear membrane organization; poly(A)+ mRNA export from nucleus. Bases 57 to 3911 code for a protein of 1284 amino acids. NCBI's taxonomy places the organism in Eukaryota, Viridiplantae, Streptophyta, Magnoliopsida, Fabales, Fabaceae.
CACGCUCCACCACGUUCUCUCAAUUUUGAACAUCCUGUACCGUUGUUCUCUCUCCCAUGGCGACGGCGCGUGAAGAGAACCCUUACGAAGGCGGCGGCGGAGGGUUCGGUAAGUUCCGCAAAAGACCGUUCCGGCGAACCCAAACGACGCCGUACGAUCGUCCACCGACAGCGCUCAGAAACCCUACCAGGAACAACGGUUGGCUCUCGAAGCUCGUUGAUCCCGCUCAGAGACUCAUCACUUAUAGCGCCAACAGGCUCUUCUCCUCCGUUUUCCGCAACCGCCUCACUGCACCUCCUCCUCCUCCUCCUCCAGAAACAGUUCCGGAAGUGAGGGAAAAUCAUCACCAGGAAUCAGCUAUCACUGAGGAACAGGUUGCUAAUGAAUCCAACGGCAAGCAAAAAGUAGUAGGUGAAAGUAGUGUUCAAAAUAACUGUUCUGAUGGAGGUGGAUUAACUGAACUUGAGAAACUAUUCAAGCAAAAGACAUUCACUAGAUCAGAGAUUGAUCAUUUGACAGAACUCUUGCGUUCAAGAACUGUGGAUUCACCUAUUGGGGAAGGGAAGAGGACAGAAGUGGUUCCACCAGAUUCAACAUUGCCUUGUAAACAAAAGGAAGAAUAUUCCCAAACUCCUGUGCUAGAAAAUGGGAUUGGAAGUGAUCUUGUUUCAACCCCAUAUGUUACCUCUAGUGUUUCUAUUGAGGAUGUUGCUUCACCUGCCGAGCUUGCAAAGUCUUACAUGGGAAGCAGACCUUCCAAGAUAGCUCCAUCAAUGUUAGGCUUGCGAAGUCCGCCCAAGGAGGAUCCUAAUUUACUAAAAAGCCAACACUUCGCUCAUAAAUCCCCUAUUAUGUCAAUUGUGCCAAGGGCUACUACUACCGUUGCUAGGGUUCACGAGAAUGGUUUUGUGCCCCCAAGAUCUCGUGGAAGAUCAGCAAUAUAUAGUAUGGCUCGAACACCUUAUACCAGAGUUCAUCCAGCCUCCACACUCAAGAGUGCUAGGGUUGGAGUUGAAGGUGAACUUUCAUCUUCGUCUCAGUAUGCAUUGGAUCAUGAUAUGCUUUCUGGAUCUAAACAAGGGGCAUUAAAACGGAGAAGUUCUGUAUUGGACAAUGAUAUAGGAUUCUUUGGUCCUGUACGUCGAAUCCGUCACAAGUCUAAUCUUCUGUCAUCUAAAGGCUUGACCUCACCUCAUUCAGGAGGCCAUCUAUCUAUAACUAGGAGUGAAGUUAAGCAUGGCCAUAUGAAAUUGUCAGCUGAAAAUAUUGAUGAUGCCAUGCCUAGUACUAGCUUUCCUCCUAUACCCUCAAAAUCUAGCGAUACAGCCUCAAAAAUACUGCAGCAACUUGAUAGAUUGGUUUCUCCUAAUGAGAAAUCAUCAGAAAUGAGGCUACAAGCUAUGAAUGAUAAAUCUCCAACAAAAUUGUCACCAUCCAUGUUGCGAGGAAAGGCUCUUCAAAGUAUGGAGACAGUAGAUUCAUCUAAAUUGCUCAAUAAUAUCCGAGAUAGUGACAUAGAUGACUCACAUGGCUAUUUGUCUGCUAGUGCUAAAAAGUUAUCAAAGAUUGACAAGGUUGAAAGUGGUCCAUCAAAGGUUGUUUCUCCUGAUCAUGGAUUAGUUCCUUUUGCAACUGAUGCAGAUGCUACAGUGACAAGAAAUCAAGAUAUGUCUACUGUAAAAUUUGGAGAUUCUUCCGUGACAAAACCUGUUUCUUAUCCUCCCCAGAAAAAGAGGGCAUUCCAUAUGAGUGCACAUGAGGAUUUUCUGGAGCUGGAUGAUGAUGCUUAUCCUAAUGGAGCUGUAUCUCCUUUCUCUACGUCUGGGAAAGAAGCAGGGUCUACUGCUGUGUUCGAUAACUCUGCCGCUGAAACAGCUGUACAGGGGAUGCCCCGUAGUUCCUCUGUAGAAAUGCCAUCCAAAAGUUCAAUAGAUGGUAAACCUCAUGUUAGGACUGCUGAUGGAUCUAUAGUUGAUGGGAAGGUCAAUGCACUGACCUCAGUAACUUCAUCUAUUACUGAUACUACUGUUGAGACAACUACGGGUGCAGUUAAAGCUUCCACACACACAAUUUUUGGUUCUGACAAGUCUGCCUCGCAAAACGGAUCAGUUGGUAAUCCUUCCCUGUUUACCUUUGGGAAUAAAAUUGUUCCAUCAACAGAGCUCGCAGGUGCUGAAGCUCCAUCAAAAGAGUCUAUUAAAUCAGGUCCAGUACUUGGUCUGGAGAAAGCUGCAUUGUCAAAGGAGCAAAGUACUGAUGCUCCAUUAGUUAGUUUUGGCAUAAACAAAAAUGUUGACAAUGUUCCCCAAGUCCCAUCAUUUGUAUUCUCUUCACCAGUUGGUGGUAACUCUGCUGGUUUCAAAUUUGGUGCUUCUUCUGACUCAAAUCUGAGAUGCUCAACCAGGUCAGUCCCAACUCCUGUUGCUGGUACUGUUGAUUCAUUGCCAAAAGUUGGUGAAUCAGAUAAUGCUGAUGCGAAGACUACUGUAAUUGCUGGAUCCUCUGCUUGGUCAUCAGAACCAGCUGUCUCCUCUGCAGCAUCAACAUCAUUGUUGACAUCACCCACAAGCAUCUUUACUUUUGGAAAUGUUUCAAAUAAAAAUAAUGGGCCUGCUGUUUCAAGUCCUAUAUUUUCCUCUCCAUUUCCAUCUGUGGCUACUAAUAAUUUUACAAGUCAGAAUAUAUUCAGUAGCUCAUCCCCUGCAGCAAGCAGCAGCGCCACUGCAACAUCCACUAGCAGUGGCAUGACAUCUAGCAGCCCUGCUAUAUUUGCAUCCAGCAAUAACAGUUCUUCCACCCAAAUGAUGAAAUCUUCAUCUCCAACAACUUCCUUUUUCAAAUUUGGAUCCACUCCUUCACCGUCAGCAAGUUUACCUGUACCAUCCUCUGAACCUGUGGAAACCAAGAGCAGUCAGGAUGCUGGAUUUGGUAAUCUAGGCAGCACUUCCUUUGGAAGCUCUUCUGCUGUUGGAAGUACUGGGAAUGGUACUUUUGGGUUUAGUUCUUCGGCAACUACAACUGUAAAUAGCAAGUCUCCGGGAUCUGUCGUUGGCACUAAAACUGAGUCUGUCCUUGGUACUCUAGCACCUUCUUCUACUAGUGGUUUUGCAACUUCCACUCAGAUUCAAUCUGUGUCCUUUGGCUCAUCUGCAUCAUCCUCGUUAUUUGGGUUGACUGGGAAUACAACUGUUUCUUCAGGGAGUUCAUUGUUUCCUUCUGCAAGUUCUGCCUCAAAUAUUUUUAACUUUGGUACAACUUCUGGACAAAGUUCCCCUGCUUCCUCAUUGGGAGCCAACCCUGUUAACUCCAAUAAUGGUACGAGUUCUACUUCAUUUGGACUUUCCAGUUGGCAGCCUGGCAAGUCUUCUCCCUUUGGUACUUCCUUUAGUUCAUCAUCUUCAUCCACCUCAGGGUUUUCCUUUGGAACAACCACUCCUUCUGUUGCUACCACCAAUUCUCCCAUGAUGUUUGGAUCAUCCACUGGUGCAUCAGGUCCUCAAUUCUCAUUCACUUCAGCUGUGGCUACGACCAACACGCUGCCUUCUUUUGGAAGUCCUAGUCCUGCUUUUGCAUUUGGUUCCACUUCCGUUAAUAAUGAUCAGAUGAGCAUGGAGGACAGUAUGGCUGAGGACACAGUUCAAGCAACUCCACCUGUGACUCCUGUAUUUGGUCAGCAGUCUGCCCCAGUUCAAUCAAACUUCGUAUUUGGAGGAGGAUCCACUCCAACAGGAGCUAAUCCUUUCCAGUUUGGGGGUCAACAGAGUAUUGCUCAACAGAAUCCAUCUCCAUUUCAGGCUUCUGGAAGUCUAGACUUCAAUGCUGGAGGGAGCUUCUCAUUGGGUACUGGUGGUGGUGGUGACAAAUCUGGUCGAAAGAUUGUGAAACUUAAACAUAGGCAGCGUAAGAAGUAGGACUAUUGUAUAUUGAAAUGGUUAUUUAUGUCACUGCUGCAGUCCGCCUUUCAUCAGUGCAACAGAUUAAUAAGUUCAAAGGUAAGUGAUUCCUGAAUUUGGCUGUUCAACAAUCUGGAAAGGGACACUAUCACAACAUAUGCCAGCAGCAAGCUUAUCAUUCGCACAUUUUCUUUGCUUCUUAUACAAUGCAAAGGCUUAAUUUAUCACAAUUUUGUAUGGAUAUGAUAGAACAUCAUCUGCUUACUUUUAAUGGUUUUAGGUCACAAUUGGAGAUCGAGAUUUGGUCAGUUAUGUUCACGGAAUCCAUGUAUUUGUUACAUGUAUCAUAGGCAGAUAAUAGGCGGCAUGAAUUAUGGUUUAGUUGGUUGUCAUAAUUCAAUGCCCUACUUUGAUGGAUUAGAUAGUGAACUGUCUGUACUCUAUGUGUUAAGUUUAUAAAAUACUAUUAUCAAGAGGAAUGUUGCUAUGGACAUUUUUGUUGAGUGAUCA